AGUAGUUGGCGCCAGAGUAAAAUCGUUUUAAUGGCAGUGCUUUCAAAAUACAAACAUGCACAGGAUGUCACGAAACUACAGGAGACAGUGGAUCCAGUGACAGUGUGGUAUCCGUAGUAAUUGUUAUAAAAUGAAACGGCAUGUUCCAUCUGAUGCAAUUCCUUAGCGGACUCCUUUUGCUUCUUCUUUCGAUACCGCUGAGCAAUGGUGUGGAUUAUACGUACGAAAUCGACUGCAGUAACCUACGAAUGGGACAAUACAUCUGUCCUCAUCCCGAUUAUGAUUUCAUAGAUCCAAAAACGCAACAACCAAAAGGAUGUACGAAAGAAAAUAAAGCCAAAGUGUUAUGUCUGGCUGCGGAUGGCCUCAUUUGUACAGAAACAAAAAAUAAUACGUUUAAGAAGGAUAUUCCUUGUAAAUGGACAAAUGGAUAUUCCUUCGAAACAUCAUUGUUACUUUCUAUAUUUCUUGGCAUGUUUGGGGCAGAUAGAUUUUAUCUAGGGUAUCCAGCAUUGGGCUUGCUUAAGCUAAGCACUUUGGGAUUUCUCUUUCUUGGUCAAUUUGCCGAUGUAAUACUUAUUGCAACACAAAUUGUAGGACCUGCAGAUGGUUCGCAUUAUGUGAUGCCAUAUUAUGGUGCAGGAAUUCACAUUGUGACAAGUAAUAACUUUACAUACAGAGUGCCACAAUACGAUUGUUGAACAAUUUCUACAUACAGAAAUAAUGAUAAUCAAUCUAAAAAUUGUACAGCCCCUGCUUUAAUCACGAACAACGAUAUGCAAUCCUAGAAUUGAGUCCUAUUUCAGCAAACUUGGGAGAAAAUUAUGUGUAUGCUAUUUUAAUGGACAAACAGAAGAGAAUCAUCUUGUAGAUAUGUAUUUCAACGAAAUAUUGUAUAUACAGAUUUGUUACUGACUUAUUACCUAUUGCCAGUAUAGUCGUGUAAUAAAUAUUUGUUUUUAUU
Molecule: messenger RNA, 964 nt
Organism: Apis dorsata (giant honeybee)
Lineage: Eukaryota; Metazoa; Arthropoda; Insecta; Hymenoptera; Apidae
Gene: bisc
Product: TM2 domain-containing protein CG10795
Exons: 3
Coding region: 141-701 (186 amino acids)
Source: RefSeq, a predicted model, not a curated record